Messenger RNA from Larimichthys crocea (large yellow croaker), 3518 nucleotides. RefSeq names its product short chain dehydrogenase/reductase family 16C member 5. The record is from RefSeq and is a predicted model, not a curated record. Gene Ontology annotation, cellular component: lipid droplet. Lineage: Eukaryota; Metazoa; Chordata; Actinopteri; Sciaenidae. The coding region runs from base 176 to 1096 and encodes 306 amino acids. The transcript is spliced from 7 exons. Gene Ontology annotation, molecular function: oxidoreductase activity, acting on the CH-OH group of donors, NAD or NADP as acceptor.
GUUUGUCACGUGACACAUCCGGCUUCUCCCUGCUCAGAAACGUUAGGCUUGUGUUUGAUGUGAGCUCUUCUGUUUUUUUCGCCUGGGGCUACAGACGCAGUCCAACCCUUGCCAACACAACAGAUCGAGCACAGCCCGUCAGCCACUCGUUAUCCUGCUAAACAAACGACCCAAUAUGAAUUUCUUCCUGGAAACAAUCCAAGUCAUCCUGCUGUCCAUCUGGUACAAUGUGGAAUCGUUUAUCCACUUCUUUGUACCUAUGAAGAAGAAGAACAUAGCUGGUGAGGUGGUGCUGAUAACAGGAGCAGGUAGCGGGAUCGGUCGCCUCAUGGCUCAGGAGUUUGCAGCUCUUGGCACUGUGCUGGUGUUGUGGGAUAUUAACCAAGAGGGAAUGAAAGAAACGGCUAGACUGGCUAAACAGAGUGGAGCUAGUAGAGUCCACUUCUAUCUAUGUGACUGCAGCGACAAGAGCGAGGUUUACAGAGUGGCUGACCAGGUGAAGCGAGAGGUGGGUGACAUCAGCAUUCUGGUGAACAAUGCUGGGAUUGUAACAGGAAAGAAGUUCAUGGAUGCUCCGGAUUCCCUGAUUGAGAAAACAGUGGAGGUCAACACCAUGGCUCACUUCUGGACCUACAAGGCCUUUCUUCCUGCCAUGAUUGCCAAUAAUCAUGGCCAUCUUGUCAGCAUUGCUAGUAGUGCUGGACUCAUAGGAGUUAAUGGAUUAGCAGACUACUGUGCCAGUAAAUUUGCAGCAGUGGGUUUUGCAGAGUCAGUGGCUCUGGAGCUGCUGGCAACUGGAAAAGAUGGCGUCAAGACUACUAUUGUGUGCCCAUACUUCAUCAACACUGGAAUGUUCGAUGGAUGUCAAACUAAGUGGCCAAGACUGCUGCCAAUCCUGAAUCCAGAGUAUGUAGUCAAGAAGAUCAUCCACGCUGUGCUCACAGACCAGGUCUACCUGCUGCUGCCCAGGAGCAUGUACCUCAUCGCAGCUCUCAAAAACAUCCUCCCCAUGAAGCAGGGCAUUCUGCUGGGCCAGUAUCUCGGAGCUUUCAACCUCAUGGACACAUUCAAGGGGCGCUCCAAGAAACAGGCGUGAAUGAAGGGAGAGGAAAAUAAGAAGUGAAUGACUUUAAUGGAUUCAGAACACACGUUAACGGCAAUUUUAUUCCUAAUCUUAUACAUAGAAUAAAAUAAUACAGAGACGGACAGUUGUCGUUAAAGUUAAAUCUAAAUUUUGAUUUUAAAAGCCUCCUUGAUUUUACUACACCAUAUGAAAAAUGUAUGUUGGAUGGAUUAACAGGCAAAAGAAGGAGCCCUCCCAAAGCAUUAUGCCCUUCCAUAGCAAAUAGCAAACCAUCCACAAAGUGAAGAAGCCACAUUGUAGCCUGUUGUUUAAAAACAGGCAUCCAUACUCAGGAAGACUUAACCCUACUAAAUGGGUUUGCAAGAUAUUAAAAACUUCACCUUGUUAAGGUAGCCAAUUGUCCAGACCACUCAAAGUUCUUUUUCACAUUGUGUUAUUAGCAUGAGAAUGAAAGCGUCAUUGUUUUUAAAGUAUUUUAUUCACUUAAAUUCUUAAUUCACAAACUGGUGAAGCUGGUCAUCCAUUAAUCCCAGUGUCAAUCCCCAGAUCCGCCCACUGCAAAGCAAAGCAAAACACUGUAUAAAUUCAGCCAGUUGAGUGACUGUUAAAAUGUUAGGUGUAUUGAGAUAGCACUGGAAGUGGACUGUGAGUCUUCUGACCACUCAAAGUUCUUUUACAAUGCAUGUCACACUUACACACUGAAGCAGUCCAACCAUCAAACAGCAACACUGUAAAUAAUUUUCCUGUAAAAUAACAGUAAAGAUCUGGCAGCAGGGACGCCAGCAAUAUACCGUAAUUUUUACGGUAGUCAUCCGUAAAAUGAUUUGUAAACCAAAAAUACGGUAUAUUUCUGUAUUUCUAUAAUUUACGGUAAAGAGCUGACAGCAGGGACGCCAGCAAUAUACUGUAAUUUUACGGUAUUCAUACUGUGAAUUGACUUUACAGUAGUAGUCUGUAGAAAAAAUAAAUGCAGCAUAUUUCUAUUAUUUGGAAAUUACAGUAAUAUUGUUUAAGUUGUUACUUUAACUUUUCACAGUUUACUGUAGACAGGCACAGUAGAUAAUACAAUAACUCAAUUUAGCAGUUUCUUAAAAUAUCAGUCUUAAAUGCAAUCAGUAUUAGAACUUCAUUAUUCUCAGGGCUAUAGACAAUUGCUUAAGCACCUAUAAGGCUUGAGGAUUCAAGUGUCUCUUGUCCGAACUAGCUUAAUUCUGUUAACUCAUUGUAAAACACACUUUACAAACAACACGACACAAACAAAAUAAAACUCACCAAAACUAUCUCUAGGUGAUGUUCUAAAAAUCCUAUGGUUUGGUUGAAAUAAAUUGUUAACUACCGGGCAAGAUAUAAUUAUUCAAGUUUCCUAAUGCUAUUUUCCUGCUAGUUCCAUCUGCCAAUGUUGGCCUCUCGCUAAUAUUGUUUCGGCUAGCCUAUUCAAAUCUAAGCAUCACUGAUACAUAUAGCGAGACAAACUCCUGAGCGUUAUAUCAAACAUUCUUGGAAAUGUAAAUACAAUAGCCUACCCACAGGCAAAGAAAAUAAGAUUUUAUUUAAGGUACCGUUUAAUUUUGUACAUGCAAGACCAGAAUGAUGGUGAUGAAGACCGAUGAUAUGUAGCACAUGCCCACUAGAUUGUGCAUCCUGCCGUCGUCUUCUGGAACAUUUCCAAAAAAUAUUGUAGUUUCCUGUAAUUUAAAACAUCAGCAUACUGUUUACGGCCUCUGUCCUGUUGCUCCAAGUUAAGAAGCCCACAAUGCAUUGUUAACUAUCGUACUAAACUGUUAAACAUGAAAACAGUAUUUUAGUGUUGAAAAUUGGCUGUAAAUUUACAGCAAUUGCUUACAGUGCAACCUUCUGAUUAGUGGAUGACCUACUCUACCUCUUGAGGUACUAGCUAGUAGCAUGCUAGCAUGUGUAUAAAUGGCAGCACUCACAGCUGUGAGUGAACCAAAACAGUAAUGCCAUGCUAUUUGACUGUGGCCUAGAGGAGUCAUGGUGAUAAAAAGCUAUAGGUAUGUUAAAGAAUCCUCCUCACAGUAUACUCAGGUGAUCAUGUUAUGUGUAGUAUUUUCAAAAGUAAAGCAUAACUUGAAUUGUUUUUUUAAAGUACUAUCCAUUUUUAUGGUCCUAUCAUUACACACAUUAAGCACAUUACUACCAUGUAAUACUGUAAUGGCCAUGUUAUAAAUAUAUCUACAUAUGUAUCAUGGAUGUCAUUUUUGUUUUAAUUUCUCAUUGUUAAUGUGUCCUAUGUAAUUUUAAACUGAUUGUGAUCACAUGCAAUGUAGAUGAACAUAGAAGACAUCAGCUUAUGAAAUUAUGUGGCAAACAAAAAAUGUGUUUACAUGUUUUUGUUUUUAUUUAAUAGUUUUCAUAACUUCAGUGUUAAUCUGCAAUGAAGAAAAUAAUAAAGAAAUAUAGAAAAAACACUGAA